AUGAAUUCCAAAAUGGAGUUCACGGAUCGAGCCAAGAAGGCUUUGGAGGACGCCAUGGCCCUGGCAGAGCAAUACGCACACAGCCAACUCCUUCCAGUCCACCUGGCCGUGUCUCUUCUUGAGCCACCCCCAGAUCAGUCCAAGGAUCAGCAGAAUGGCCCUACCUCUAUCAGCAGCACCCUCAUGCGGCAGGUCAUCGAGCGAGCACAUGGUGACCCACAACUCUUCGACCGGGCCCUCAAGAAGACGCUCGUCCGCCUGCCCAGUCAGGACCCACCCCCGGAGAAUGUCUCCAUGGCCCCAUCAUUCAACACCGUCCUCCGCAAGGCCACGGAGCUGCAAAAGGUCCAAAAAGAUACCUACAUCGCCGUCGACCACCUCAUCACCGCCCUGGCUGAGGACUCUGCCAUAGCUAACUGCCUAAAGGAGGCAAAUAUCCCCAAGGCAAAGCUUGUGCAGGAUGCCGUACAAGCAAUCCGUGGCACAAAGCGGGUAGACUCCAAGACGGCUGACACCGAGGAGGAGUCUGAGAACCUGGCCAAGUUCACCAUCGACAUGACCGCCAUGGCACGGGAAGGCAAGAUCGACCCCGUCAUCGGCCGUGAGGAGGAGAUCAGGAGAGUCGUCCGCAUUCUGUCCCGUAGGACAAAGAACAACCCCGUCCUCAUUGGCGAGCCAGGUGUCGGCAAGACAACUGUCGUCGAGGGUCUGGCGCAGCGGAUCGUCAACGCCGAUGUGCCCGACAACCUGGCCCAGUGCAAACUGCUCUCGCUCGACGUCGGUGCUUUGGUUGCUGGCAGCAAGUACCGGGGUGAGUUUGAGGAGAGGAUGAAGGGCGUCCUCAAGGAGAUCCAGGAGUCCAAGGACAUGAUUGUGCUCUUCGUCGAUGAGAUUCACCUUCUCAUGGGCGCCGGCUCCUCAGGAGAAGGAGGAAUGGACGCUGCCAACCUGCUGAAGCCCAUGCUUGCCCGUGGUCAGCUGCACUGUAUCGGUGCCACAACACUGGCUGAGUACCGCAAGUACAUCGAGAAGGACGCUGCCUUCGAGCGUCGUUUCCAGCAAGUCGUCGUCAAGGAGCCCUCGAUCCCCGAGACUGUUUCGAUCCUUCGAGGGUUGAAGGAGAAGUACGAAGUCCACCACGGUGUCAACAUAGCCGACGCUGCCAUUGUCUCCGCUGCAAGCCUAGCGGCUCGGUAUCUCACUUCUCGUCGUCUGCCAGAUUCUGCCGUCGAUCUCAUCGAUGAGGCGGCAGCUGCUGUGCGAGUGGCGAGAGAGUCUCAGCCUGAGAUCAUCGAUAGUCUCGAGCGACGACUGCGACAACUGAAGAUUGAGAUCCACGCUCUGACGCGCGAGAAGGAUGACGCGUCCAAGGCUCGUCUGCAGCAGGCCAAGCAAGACGCUGCAAAUGUCGAGGAUGAGCUGCGCCCUCUGCGUGAGAAGUAUGAGAGCGAGAGGAAGCGUGGCAAGGACAUCCAGGAGGCUAAGAUGAAGCUUGACCAGCUAAAGGUCAAGAUGGAGGAAAUGAGCCGAAUCGGUGACCACGGCCGAGCUGCCGACCUGCAGUACUACGCCAUUCCCGAGCAGGAAGCUACUAUCAAGAAGCUCGAGAAGGAGAAGGCUGCCGCAGACGCUGCCUUGCACGCCAACCCAAUGGAUGGCGGCGGCUCCAUGAUCACCGAUGUCGUCGGACCUGACCAGAUCAACGAGAUUGUUUCCCGCUGGACCGGAAUCCCAGUCACCCGCCUCAAGACCACUGAGAAGGACAAGCUGCUCAAGAUGGAGGGUGCGCUUGGCAAGAUCGUGGUCGGCCAAAAGGAGGCUGUCCAGGCUGUUUCCAAUGCCAUCCGUCUCCAGCGCUCGGGUCUCAGCAACCCCAACCAGCCACCUAGUUUCCUGUUCUGUGGUCCAUCUGGAACGGGUAAGACGCUGCUUACGAAAGCUCUUGCUGAGUUCCUUUUCGACGACUCUAAGGCCAUGAUUCGGUUCGAUAUGUCUGAGUACCAAGAACGACACGCACUCAGCCGGAUGAUCGGCGCCCCGCCCGGCUACGUUGGGCACGACGCAGGCGGCCAACUGACUGAGGCCCUUCGUCGCAAGCCUUUCUCCAUCCUCCUCUUCGACGAGGUCGAGAAGGCGGCGAAGGAGAUUCUCACAGUCCUGCUACAACUCAUGGACGACGGUCGCAUCACUGAUGGCCAAGGGCGUGUUGUCGAUGCCCGCAACUGCAUUGUCGUCAUGACAUCCAACCUCGGUGCCGAGUACCUGGCUCGUCCCAAUGCCAAGGAUGGAAAGAUCGACCCGACUACUCGAGAGCUUGUCAUGAACGCCCUGCGGAACUACUUCCUACCUGAAUUCCUGAACCGCAUCAACUCGACAGUCAUCUUCAACCGCCUCACCAGGAAGGAGAUUCGCAAAAUCGUCGACCUACGCAUCAGCGAGAUCCAGAAGCGUCUCAACGACAAUGACCGAAAUGUGCGCAUUUCGGUAUCCGAGGAAGCCAAGGACUACCUCGGCAACGCCGGAUAUUCGCCUGCCUAUGGUGCUCGGCCGCUGUCUCGUCUCAUUGAGAAGGAGGUUCUCAACAAGCUGGCUGUGCUCAUUCUCAAGAACAACAUCCAGAACGGCGAGACUGCCCGUGUUGAACUGAUUGACAACAAGAUCACUGUCCUUCCAAACCACGGCGAUAGCGAUUACUCAGACUCAGAGGAGAUGUCAGUGGAUGACGAGGAAGAUGCCGUGGAGGAGAUUGUCGGGGAUGACAUGGAUGAGGACAUUUACGACUAA
Diaporthe citri is the source of this 2784-nucleotide messenger RNA. RefSeq lists its product as uncharacterized. Gene Ontology annotation, cellular component: cytoplasm; cytosol. Gene Ontology annotation, biological process: cellular response to heat. The record is from RefSeq and is a predicted model, not a curated record. Bases 1 to 2784 code for a protein of 927 amino acids. The transcript has a single exon. Gene Ontology annotation, molecular function: ATP binding; ATP hydrolysis activity. Lineage: Eukaryota; Fungi; Ascomycota; Sordariomycetes; Diaporthales; Diaporthaceae.